UCAUUCACUGUUCAUUCAGCAAGCUGUCUGGGUGUGGGCCCUGCUUUCCGGGGUGGGGGUUUCUAUGGUAACACUGUGCUAGGAAUGUUCCUCUCUGCUGUUCAGAAAUAGGUUGGCAUUUGUGCUGACAGUCCCACCACGGCUCUGGUGGGGGGGACAGAAUGAUGUGUUGGUGUGGGUUUGUUUGUAUGGCAGGGAUAUGCCCGUGUGCGCGCGUGUGUGUGUGCGUGUAUGUUUGUGUGUGUGUGUGUGUGUGUGUGUGUGUGUACAUGCAUGGAAACCUGCAGCCUGCUUGGUAUCUCUGCAGAGUCGGGCAGAGCGGAGGAUGUCACCUGGUUCCUGCAUCUUAUUGUUGGUGUCUGUACUGUUAACUGCUACAAGUAAAAAUACAGAGGGAGCAGCACAGCAAGCAGAGUAGGUAGCAGCAUACUGAAAUGCUAAAGCAGUGAAAUGCACUGCAGGCAGAGUGGGGGCGGGGGGCGGGGGGGCUCACAUGAGCUGGGCUUGCUGAUCCCGUCUGUGGAAUUGCUCUGCAAUGUUUAUUCAGGCAAACCCGAGAUGAAGAUUGCUGGUUUUAUGCCGAGGUCAAGCACAGCAUGCGAUCUUUCAAAUGCAGUAUGAGGAUUUGUGAUGGCUGAAAUGUGGCAGACAGUAAUGGACAGUAAUGGCACCAGUGUCACUUUGCAUACUUUCCGUUUUCACGGCAUUGCUAACGAAAGCCUCAAUAUGCGAAUUCCCAUCGUGCGAGUAACACAACCGGGAACACAACUGGUACGGCUGCUGCUGGCGAGCAACAGGAGGAUAAACACACAGUAGAGGUCCUUAAUCAGGCAGUGAAUUCACAAGCUCAUGGAUCACAGAACAGCGCAGGAACUGAGCUACGAAAAGAGGGAGAAUAUCCCUGAGCAUGCGAACGAAAAGGAAACUGCUUGUGGUGUAACUCAACAAAAUGUAACUCUGAAAGUUUGCGUUAAGUGGCUGUAGAGGUAUGUUUGAGUGUGCGUGCACAGUGCCCUGCUGGCUCCAGAAAGAUUACUGGGAGGAACGUGGCUGCAAGUGAACAUUUUAGACAUUUAAGAGACAGCAAAUGUAUGGAGUUUCCUUGUCAGCUGAAACAAAAUUGGAAGUUUGUGUUGAAAACGUGACAUCUAUCAGGAAAAAGGCAGCUGACCAGCUGGUGUGAGGCCCCUGUCUGAUAGGUGUGGUGCUGUCAGCAGGAUGGAUGGAGUUUGAAUGAAAUAAAUUGGCCCCAAAAGCUCAGCCAGGGACCACAUUCAAACCUGCAGCCACACAUUAACAUAGUGGCCAAUCAACAAUUAAAAGUAAGAAUUGUAAAACUGAAAUAAAAUAAUCAUAUUUAGACAGUGUCUGACAUUAUACGUCAGUUUACUUUAGGCCAUGAUUAAAAAAAAACUGGCAUAAAUACUGGAUUUCACUUGGUUUUUAUUUUAUUUGUGUGUAGUAAAAGCUUGGCUCUGUAAAUAAGAGUCGACUAAGCAAUUCUUAAUCAGGUAAUGUGAUGGCGUCCUUUUCCCCGUGUGAAGGUCAUUGUGAUGUCAUUCUGCACAUUCUGAUUGUGUAUUACAGCUCCUGCCAAAAUGUUCUUUUCCCCAUAUUUUUCAGGUGUAUUUUCCUCAUUGUUAUCAUUGCAGAGACGGUAGCAGCAAGAAUUACAGUAAAAAUGGUCAGCAGCCAGACAUUAUUUUAAUUAGAUAAGUAUAUUGCAGAGCAAAAAAAUUUGGGAAAACAUUAUUUUAUGACUCUUUAAGAAGGCAAUCAUUUAGUAUUUUUGGAAAUAAAAAAAAUUAAAUUGUAUGCAGUAUAAAAAAUAUAUUGUAUAUAAUGAAAAUGAGGGGCGGCAUGGUGGUGCAGUGGUUAGCACUGUUGCCUCACACCUCUGGGACCCGGGUUCGAGUCUCCGCCUGGGUCGCAUGUGUGUGGAGUUUGCAUGUUCUCCCCAUGUCAUCGUGGGGUUUUCUCCAGGUACUCCGGUUUCCCCCCACAGUCCAAAAACAUGCUGAGGCUAAUUGGAGUUGCUAAAUUGCCCAUAGGAGUGCAUGUGUGAGUGAAUGGUGUGUGAGUGUGCCCUGCGAUGGGCUGGCCCCCCAUCCUGGGUUGUUCCCUGCCUCGUGCCCAUUGCUUCCGGGAUAGGCUCUGGACCCCCCGCGACCCAGUAGGAUAAGCAGUUUGGAAAAUGGAUGGAUGGAUGAAAAUGAAUGAAGUGCAGCUGUGAAGAAGCAAAACAGUCAACAGGAGGACGCCCUGCAAAGACGUUACGAUGACAUAAUUUCCUGAUGACAUAAUUUCCUGAUGACAUCAUUUCCUAAGGAGAUAUACCUGAGUAACUUAGGGGCCACAAAACCCAUUUCUCUGUUAAUAGGGGAUAUUCUAUAUCAGUUAUAGCUUCUAAACAGGAUUCAAGCUUAGUUUUAAUAUUACAUUGGGUUUUCGUGCUAACAAGAGUAUGUGAUGAACGUACUAACGGUAGUUAGGUGAUUAUGAAUUAUAUCCCCAAGAGGGAGUAUGUUCAGAGGUUGUUGUCACUAGAUUUUUGCCUUUUGCUUCAGUAAUUUUCUGCACCCGACACCAGUGCACCCUGAAGAGUCAUUACUAGUGCUGUAUGCCUCAAAGCUUCAAAAUAGGAUUCUUUGGCCGUGGACAAAUGUAUUCUCUGUUUGCUUACAAAAGGAACCGGUGCAAAGUGGAACAGAAUAGAUAGAAAGGGCAUUAAUGCUCAUUACAUAUAAAAUAUUGCUCGUGUAUGUAUUUGAACUGCUACUAGUUCAAUUACAACAAAAACUGUGAAAACUGAUUUUAAAAUUAGAUCUAAACACAAGAUGUAUGCAUUUCUUGCAGUAAAAGUUGAUAAGAACUCAACAGCAGCAUGAAAUCUAGCAUGUGGAAUCUUCACUGGCAGGUGUGUUCAAGCCACUUUGACCUUGAUUCAUCUUUGGUAAAUCGAAAGUGUAAUUGCUGUCAUGGUGGUUAGUCUGGAACAGGCACACCAUUGCUGAAAAAGGUCAACCGGGGUGCAGCUCUUUAUGGAACAGGAACAUGCUGACAAUGUCCUCCUCUAUCACUAUCUGGGACCUGGAGCUUCUGUGUGUGCUAUUAACAGUUUGCUGUUGACAUCAGUGAUGGAGCCAUUGGGAUGGCUGGGCUGGUUCCAGCCAAUGGGAUGACCAGCCUGGUAUCAGCCAAUGACAAUGCUGGGCUGGUACUAGCCAAUGGGAUGACUGGCCUGAUAUCAGCCAAUGGGAGGGCUGGGCUCGUACCAGACCAUAUGUGAUACAGCUAUAAUUUUAGUAGUUCCCAGAAUUGUGUGAUUAUUCUCGAAACAGCCAUAAUUAUAAUAUUUUCUUUUUUUCUGCAUUUACUAGAAGUCGGUGACAUUCUUCACUUCUCAUCACUGGCAUAUGUCUCUUCAACUGUUGCUGACUGAAGGGGUUUAUGCUAACGCUGCUGACAGAUAGACUGACACACACAUUCACUGACACAAUGUCAGAAGCUUAGAGAAUCUCCUCCCCAGUGUAGUUAUUACAGAUUAUUAGGGACUGGCAGAGGGAUGUCAAAGAGAGGAGCUGCAGAUGAUUAUGAGUCAGAGGGAUUGUAACUGUAAUGGAUACCAACCUAUAAAGACAGAGAGAACGGCAUGAGGAAGAUGGUUUGGUUAUCGUCUCCUGUGCGUUAACAAAACAAUACUAAUAAUACUCAGAGUAACAAGGCCUGCUUUAACAAAACAAUACUAAUAAUACUCAGAGUAACAAGGCCUGCUUUAACAAAACAAUACUAAUAAUACUCAGAGUAACAAGGCCUGUCUAUAAAGUGCCAAAUAAGGAUGGAGAGCAAACUGUAUUCGUGCUGAUUACACCUCGUAGUGAUUCUAUCUCUUGCAUCCCUAAUUAAUGACAGCAAACAGGGUCUUGUUGGGCUGAUUAAAUUAAGAGCCACAAGAGUUAAGUCAUCAGAAACAGAAGAAUUUGAUCGAGUUGCUUAAGUCCUUGCUUCCCUGUGUGUUAAGGCACGCUUGUCCUGCCCUUUGUAGCAACUUUGCCGCCAUGGUCAAUAUUAGCAACUUUUUUGGUAAAUGCCUUUGCACCACAAACCAUACAGAAUGUCAGAAAAUACUAGUAGAGAGACAAUGUCAAGUGCAAAGUAAAGCUUACUUACUUAUUAACUACUAAUUGAUGAUAUAAUGUAAAAUGCAUAUGGAUACAAUAAUGUGUAAAUCAAAAUGUAACAUAUGGGCCAGUUAUGUGCCUUUGUCUGUGUCUAGUCCAGUAUUCAGUCAGUAUCCAGCAUCUCCUUGGAUGCUAAACAUCCCAUAGGGCAGCACUCUGCUGCGGCCCCUCUGAUGAGUCAUGAAGUCACAGAUUUCGCACCACGUGUUCCUUUCAAAGUCCCUGCAUCCUUGCCUGAGAAAAGCCAGUGGAAGGCAAAUGGGGGGGGGGCAUACGUUAUAUAAAUAUUGCGUUUCACAUGGGGCUGUUGUCUACAUAAUAUGUGUGCAGUAUACCUAGGAGAGCCCUACAUCAAGUUUAUUGCCUUAAUUCGGAUAGCUUGCUGUAUUAUUUAUAUUGGUGUCAUUUAUAUGACAAUUGCCUAUGAUUCAUAGGAAACAAUGCAAUAUUGCAGUAUAUAAUUUUAUAAUGCAAGGAAUUAUUAUACUCCAAGAAUAAAUGUACUUAAUAAAUGUUACACAGUGCCUUGCACUUCCUGCGGUAAGCUAUGGUGACACUGAAUUAGUCACACAUUUUUGUUGUUUUAAAACUGAAAUCCUUUCACCCUUUAUAUCACUUGUGCAGUAUAGACUCAUGGUGAACCUGGAACCUAUCCCUGGAAAUCCAGGAAAUGAAGCUGGGAAUCCAGGGAAUGAAGCAGAGAAUCCAGGGAAUUAGGCAGGGAAUCCAGGGAAUGAAGCAGAGAAUCCAGGAAAUGAAGCUGGGAAUCCAGGGAAGGAAGCAGGGAAUCCAGGGAAUUAGGCAGGGAAUCAAGGGAAUGAAGCUAGGAAUCCAGGGAAUGAAGCUGGGAAUCCAGGGAAGGAAGCAGGGAAUCCAGGGAAUGAAACUGAGAAUCCAGGGAAUGAAGCUGGGAAUCCAGAGAAUGAAGCUGGGAAUCCAGGGAAGGAAGCAGGGAAUCCAGGGAAUGAAACUGAGAAUCCAGGGAAUGAAGCUGGGAAUCCAGAGAAUGAAGCUGGGAAUCCAGGGAAGGAAGCAGGGAAUCCAGGUAAUGAAGCAGGGAAUCCAGGGAAUGAAGCAGGGAAUCCAGGGAAUGAAGCUGGGAAUCCAGGGAAUGUAGCAGGGAAUCCUGGGAAUGUAGCAGGGGUUCCACAGAAUAAAGCAGGGAAUCCAGGGAAUAAAGCUGGGAAUCCAGGGAAUGAAGCAGGGAAUUUAGGGAAUGUAGCAGGGAAUCCAGGGAAUGUAGCAGGGAUUCCACAGAAUGAAGCAGGGAAUCCAGGGAAUGCAGGCAGUUUAGAGACACCAGUAUCUAAUGAGAAGUUUUGGGCUGCAGGAGGAACCCAAAGUACCUAGAUAAAGCUACUGAGAGUGCAGGGAGGGGGGCCGCGAAAGUGAGACUCCCAGCCCUAGAGAUGUCAGGCCGCAGUAUUCUGAGCAGAACAGAAAGGCAUCCAUCACGUUAACAGAGCCACAUUGCACUGUCAGGGACAGUCAGCAUCUCGUUGUCGGGCAGCAGUAGUUGACAUCCUAUUGACAUACAACAAUUAGUGUUUGCAGACUAAUAGGGAAAUCUUUGCUAAACUGAACUGCUGAGCACAGUGACAUUAACAAAAAAAUAUCAAAAUAAGCAUUAGAGCUUGUUGGGGCACAUUGUGUUCAGUUGUGUUAAACGUUUCUUUGGAUUCAGAUCCAAAUAUCUCAGUAUAUAAGUUAGCAUAUAUGUCAGCAAAUUUUGCCUUGCCAUAAAAAAUCUUAUGAGUAUAAAAAAAUCAUUAUUUAAAUAAAAAUAUAUGCAUUUUAUAUGUUACGUGGCAAAUAAUAAGCACUGAAUUCUCUUGUACGGUAAGUUCUCUUCUUGUAUAACAUUCCUUGAUCUGCAACUAAGAGUAGAUUGUUAGCAGUCCCUUCGUGACAUAUGACUGUGUGUGACUCUCAAUGGGCUGGAAUGCAGUGCGACGCCAACAAUGCAGCAUGUAUCUCUGCCACUGGCAUAAUCCACCGCCUUGAUCUCCCUUCUGUAUCUCCGUCUUGCCCGUGCAGUGCCCGGCUCCGCUCCAGGGCAGCAGGAUGCGCAGCAGGUAGGCCCCUAGACCAUCUCCUCUCUCCUGUUUCUUCCACGGGCCAGGUUUGAGGGAGACGGCAUGCUUGACCCCUGAUUGGAGGCCCAAAAAAAGUGGAUGGACUACAGGCAGCGUAAUGCAUCAUUUCCAUGAGCAACAAAAGCCAGAGCCAUUCAAACAGUUAAAUGGUUCCUCUUUUUUAUGUAAUUUGAUAAUAUAAUUUCACUGUAGGAAUAUAACAGCCAGCGUUUCUGGUCACGUGAGAGUUUUCGGAGGCUGGGCUCAUACAAACAGACAGUCCCAGUAAGAUGGACCUCUAUUUAUAAAUGGAACUUUUGUUUAAGCACACCGUGAGUCAUUUGAAGGCUUAUAAACAGUGUGAUACAUAAUGCUUCUUCAUUAUGGCCAGUCAGCUUGUACUUUACGCCUUUAAAAUGAGCAAGGCUGCGGUGAGUCAGCAAGGCCACGUCUGUGUCUCAACAUAAACUGCAUGGCUGAAGGAGAGAAAAGUCUCACUGUGUGUUUGCAGUCACCUCCAUGAGAAAAGCACCGCUAACAGGAUGCUGCACAUGCAGUGUCGCCCGAGGGACGCCCUCCAGCAAACAUAUAUAUAUUUAUGCAGCCAGGUGCUUCUCUGUACGAUGUUAAUGCAUUAUCAUGUCAAUUAUUAAAACGGAAACUGCUCAUACCUUUUCUGCUUGUUUUUUUUAACUUAGAGUAAUGUAUGUCAUACUCCUCUUUUCCUCUCACAAGUCUCCUUACAUCCAUCCAUCCAUCCCUUCAUCGUCCUUGCCCUUAUCCUGAGCCGGGGUCACGGUGAGUUUCCGUACAUGGCAGAGCACUUUCUGGCCAAGGCCAGAUGUGAACAGCCAUAAUUCACAUGCAUCUUUUCAUUCCUGCUGUCUUCCCUGCGCUUAUAUUCCUUUACGCACUCUUCGUCCUACUGCAAAAGCUUAUCCCCCUAGUUCCUCCUCUGAUCAUCACCUGCCCACAUUAAGUCCUUGUUCUACUGUCAUAAAUCUGUUCCUCUGGCCUCCAUAUAGCUAUCUGUGGAGGACACGACUUGCAUCAUCCCUUGCCUGAAACGAAACUCCAGUGCCUAUGGGAUUGGAGCUCUGGCCAAAUCAUCUCUGUCAGGCGUGUCAGGUAUGACGCGAUCCAUGAAGGACAAAGUAACAAAGCCCACUGCAAUGGCCCAAGGCCGCGUGGCUCACAUGAUUGAGUGGCAGAGUUGGGGCACACCAUCUGCUGGGCCAGAGGGGGGUGCGGGCCGUGCCAACUUGCACCGUGAGAGGGAGAGACGGCUGGAAAACGAUGCCUACAGUGACUUGAGUGAUGGAGAAAAGGAGGCCCGCUUUGUAGCUGGGCUCAUGCAGCAGUUCGCCAUCUCUGAGGCGACCCUCCUGGCCUGGAACUCCAUGGAUGAAGAAAGCUUUGGUGCAGGGUGUAACCGUGGCAGUGCCGCCCAGCUCAGUGAGGUCAACCAGCACAGCGUCACUAGCAGAGACCAGAUGCUACAUGGCUCCUCAGCCGAGGUGUGGCCCCAUACCUAUGUCUCCCAAGGCCUCUACUGCCUCUCCUCCUUGGACGGCUGGGAGCCGGUGAGCAGGGACCCUUCUGGCGUGGGCUCACCGGCUGCCGGCUCUCAUGUCGUGGCUGACGGGGCUUCAUACGAGGGUUAUGACGGAAGCUCGACCCCCUUACAACAGCAGCUCAAGGCACAGCAAAAUCAUUUACAGCAGCUGCAGCAGAUCCAGCAGUACCAGCAGCUCCUGCAGUACCAUCAGCAGUCCAUGGAGCACAGAAUUCACAGUCCCUGCCAUUCCCUGCAAGCCACGCCCAACAGCACAAUCCACAGCUUGCCUCCGCCUACUCUGCCCCCACUGGUUAAUUUGUGGGGAGUGGCAGAUACGAGGGCCAAUCAAUCCGAAAAUGUGAGCAUGUCUACAGUGGAUGGCGCUGUUGCAGCUAUAGGCGGAGAGGAGCCGGGCUCAGAAAGCGAAUACCUACUGGAACAACAGGAAGAAGACUACACCAAGGAGGAGGAGGAAACACUGUGCACAGAUCUGGAGUCAGAGAUAAGACAUGAAAACACAAGUGCAAAGCGCAGUCCGGAAGAGGCGCCUGGCGAGUCAUCGAGUGAACACAAGGGUUUCGACAUCACUUCCUGCAUCAUACAGUCCGUGGAUGAGAAAAUUGCAGAAAAUGGGUCUGUUGCUGUGACUACCAACUGCUGACUGUCUGCUGACAGAGACGGACAGAUCAUUCGUCAGAAUCUCCACCAAUCAAGUGAUACCCAACCACUUUCUUGAGGCUGAAAAGCUGACCGUUUUAUGCAUUCAAACAAAGAACAGUGUACGUGCUUAAUAAAUGACUGAAGAUGAUAUCAGAAAUGACCUUGAUAAUGCAGACAUCGUGAAAAGGACACAAACGCAGAAUUACAGCAGAUGCAUUUGAGCUGCAUGCUUGUGAAGAUCCUCAGUGCUCCAUUCUCAGCUCUGCCAACAAUAUACAUAUAAAUCAAAACAAUGCACUAUUUUUCGUAUAACCAGUAAAAGUACAUCCUGAAAUAUGUCUUAAUGUUUCGUGUUUUAUUGUUUAUUUUUGGAGCUUAACCCUUUAAGCUCCAAACCUUUCAAGCAAUUAUCAUUUGUUUCAGGGUUAUCACAAAAAAAAGCAUAAUAUCAUUUCACUCAUAGACUGUGCAUCAAGGUCUGCAUGCAAGAUAUAUUUGUGCCAGAAUUCUAAUAUUUGUAAAUCAUACAUAUUUAACAAUUAUUUGGAAAAAUAAAAUAUU
Brienomyrus brachyistius is the source of this 9035-nucleotide messenger RNA. RefSeq names its product protein FAM131B-like. The coding region runs from base 7387 to 8475 and encodes 362 amino acids. Lineage: Eukaryota; Metazoa; Chordata; Actinopteri; Osteoglossiformes; Mormyridae. The record is from RefSeq and is a predicted model, not a curated record. The transcript has 7 exons.